UUGGUCGCCGACGUACGAGUUCGAUUCGCCCCCAGUCCCACGGGGCAACCCCACAUCGGCAACAUCCGCACCGCCCUCUUCAAUUGGCUCUUUGCCCGUCACCACGGCGGAAAGUUCAUUGUCCGCAUUGAGGACACCGAUCAGACCCGUUUCGUUGACGGUGCCGUCGAAGCCGUUCUCGACGGACUGCGCUGGUUGGAUAUCGACUGGGACGAGGGCCCGGAAGUACAAGGGCCCCACGCCCCUUACGAGCAGUCCAACCGGUUGGAGAUUUACCAGCGUCUGUCUGAGCAACUGCUGGACCAAGGAAACGCCUACCACUGCUACUGCAGCCGCGAGGGACUGGAACAGCUACGGCGCACUAACCGCGAGUCCGGGUCAUACUCCGGCGAUGGUUGCAGCAUCCGGCCACCAAUCUGGCCUGGCAUACCUUACAUUUUUUUCGGAAGACCAAGAAUGACGCAAGCGGCUGAGUCUGAUCCCACCACCGGCCAUGAUUUCAUCCGAACCAUAGUCGCCGAAGACAACCGCACCGGCAAAUUCGGCGGACAUGUUGUUACCCGCUUUCCUCCUGAACCAAACGGCUAUCUGCACAUCGGCCAUGCCAAGUCCGCCUGCCUCAACUUCGGCCUCGCUGCCGAAAACGGCGGGCACUGCAACAUGCGCUUCGAUGACACCAAUCCAACCCGCGAGGACGUGGAGUACGUCAACUCCAUCCUCCGGGACAUUCGAUGGCUGGGCUGGGACUGGGGAGAUAAUCUGUACUAUGCUUCGGACUAUUUCCUGCAGCUGUACGAGAUGGCCGUUGACCUCAUCCGGAAGGGCAAGGCUUAUGUGGACGACCUGUCCUUCGACGAGAUUCGCGAGUACCGCGGUACGCUGACAGAGCCGGGACGCAAAAGCCCCUACCGCGACCGCACCGUGGGAGAGAACCUCGACCUGUUCCAGCGAAUGCGCGACGGGGAAUUUGAUGAGGGCAGCCGGGUGCUGCGGGCCAGGAUUGACAUGACCUCACCCAACCUCAACCUUCGCGACCCGGUGCUUUAUCGCAUCUUGAAGGCAUCGCACCACAGGACGGGCGACGACUGGGUCAUUUACCCAAUGUACGACUUCGCCCACGGGCAGUCUGAUUCCAUCGAGGGCGUGACCCACUCAAUAUGUACGCUGGAAUUCGAGGGGCACCGUGCCCUUUAUGACUGGUGCCUGGACGAGUUGGACAUCUAUCACCCGCAGCAGAUCGAGUUCGCCCGCCUGAACCUCACCUAUACCGUGCUCAGCAAGCGCCGCCUGAUCCAGCUGGUGGAAGGCGGUUACGUCAACGGGUGGGACGAUCCGCGAAUGCCCACCCUCUCCGGCCUGCGAAGGCGUGGCUACACCUCUGAGGCCAUCCGCGACUUCUGCGAGCGCAUCGGUGUGGCCAAACGCGACACUUGGACAGACAUAGCACUUCUGGAACAUUCGAUCAGAGAAGACCUGAACCGCCGUGCCCCACGAGUAAUGGCCGUCCUGGACCCCGUGAAGCUGGUCAUUGAGAACUAUCCAGACGGACAGGUCGAAUUCGUCGAGUCGGAGAUCAACCCGGAGGAUGCCAGCGCUGGCAACCGCAAGCUGCCCUUCACCAGAACCCUGUACAUCGAGCGGGACGACUUCGCCGAGGACCCGCCGCGCGGGUUCUACCGCCUCUCGCCAGGACGGGAAGUCCGGCUGAAGGAUGCCUUCUACGUUACCUGCACCGGCGUCGUGAAGGACGAGUCCACUGGAGAGAUUGUGGAAAUCCGGUGCACCUACGACCCGGAGACCCGCGGCGGAACUUCCUCCGACGGCCGGAGGGUUCGUGGCACGUCCCACUGGGUGUCAACGGAGCACGCCCUAGACGCCGAAGUGCGAAUCUACGAUCAUCUCUUCCUUCAGGAGGACCCCGGCGACUUGCCGGAAGGCGGCGAGUUCACCGACAACCUCAACCCAGGCUCGCUGCGGGCCAUCACGGCCAAGGUCGAGCCAUUGCUGGCCGAGGCAAGGCCAGGCGAGCGUUUCCAAUUCCUCCGAACGGGCUACUUCUGCGCCGACCUGGAUUCCACUCCUGCGGCACUGGUCUUCAACCGCACCGUGGCCCUUCGCGACUCCUGGGCCCGGCGGCGUCAGGGAUAG
Molecule: messenger RNA, 2148 nt
Organism: Geodia barretti
Lineage: Eukaryota; Metazoa; Porifera; Demospongiae; Tetractinellida; Geodiidae
Source: the annotation of a GenBank genome assembly